Messenger RNA from Halichondria panicea, 1741 nucleotides. RefSeq names its product alpha-aminoadipic semialdehyde synthase, mitochondrial-like. Gene Ontology annotation, molecular function: saccharopine dehydrogenase activity. The transcript is spliced from 12 exons. Gene Ontology annotation, cellular component: cytoplasm. The coding region runs from base 104 to 1543 and encodes 479 amino acids. NCBI's taxonomy places the organism in Eukaryota, Metazoa, Porifera, Demospongiae, Suberitida, Halichondriidae. The record is from RefSeq and is a predicted model, not a curated record.
GCACUAAGGGGGGCGUGGUGCUUAGUCCAUUCUUUUGGUACUUUUCAUGCACCUAGGUCAGGAGAUAGCCAACUUGCAAGCUUGAAGGACUCAUUGUAUCAAGAUGUGGACUGGGAGAUCAAGCAGGAAGCUGUUGCAACGCUCCUUGCUGCUCAGAGGAUUCUCAAAGUCAGCUGCAGGUUGCCCUGAGGGGAGAGUGCUUGCCAUUAGGAGGGAGGAGUCCAGUGUGUGGGAGAGAAGAGCUCCACUCAGCCCCAGUCAUGUGCAGGCCUUGGUCAGCAAUGGAGUCAAGGUCCUAGUUCAGUCCUCGUCCCGUCGUGCCUACUCCAAGCACGAGUACGAGGCAGCUGGUGCAGUUAUGACUGAUGACAUUAGCGAGGCUGACACAAUACUAGGAGUGAAGCAGGUGCCAGUGCAACACCUCCUUCCUGACAAGACCUACGCCUUCUUCUCUCACACUAUUAAAGCACAGCCUGACAAUAUGCCACUGCUUGAUGCACUCCUGGAGAAGAGAGUUCGUCUUGUUGACUACGAGCGUAUCCUUGACAACAGAGGAGUACGAAUGGUGGCGUUUGGACAGUAUGCUGGUAUCACUGGUAUGAUCAAUAUUCUGCACGGUCUGGGGCUGAAACUAUUAGCAUUGGGGCACCACACCCCUUUCAUGCACAUUGGAGCUGCCCACAACUACCCGUCCAGCAGUGCUGCAAAGGCGGCCAUAGCCAACUUGGGCCGGGAGAUACAGUACGGCCUUAUGCCGAAGAUCAUUGGGCCCAUGAUCUUCACCUUCACUGGGGCGGGCAAUGUGUCACAGGGUGCCCAGUCUGUGUUCAAAGAGCUACCUCACGAGUAUGUGUCCCCUGAUGACCUUAGAGAAGUGGUAGAGAAAGGAGACACUCGUAAAGUAUAUGCCACGGUGGUGGACAAACAUCACCACCUGGUACGCAAGAGUGAUGGAGGGUACAACGAAGAGGAGUUCCUCACACAACCAGACCUCUACAAGGCCACCUUCUCGGAAAAGGUGGCUCCCUACACGACGUGCCUCAUCAAUGGUGUGUUCUGGGUACCUGGUACUCCCCGGCUGCUCACACUAGACCAAGCCAAGCAGCUGCACCCGCCACACGUGGACUCAGAAGAGCUCAGGUUUGAGGGAGUCCCACAAUUACCACAGAGGCUACUCGCCAUUGCCGAUAUAUCAUGUGACAUCAGUGGUUCGCUGGAGUUCAUGAAGUGGAGUACUACCAUCGACGACCUCUUUGUUGUAUAUAAUGCACACACGGAGAAAGUCUCCAAUGACAUAGCCAGCAAUGGAAUCGUUCUAAUGACAGUGGACAAUCUGCCAGCUCAAAUUCCAAGAGAGGCCACUGACUUCUUUGGAUCUCGACUACUGCCUCUGAUUCACGACUUUUUGCGACUGGAUGGACAGAGGCCUCUUGCUGACUACGACGGCAUUAGUGACUCUAUACGCAAUGCCGUGAUCACGUACAAUGGAAACCUCACUGAUAACUACAAGUACAUUGCUGACUUGAGAAAGAAGACCAACUGAGAACUGCACCUCAUGACCCUAAUAGUUAAAACUUGCUGGACAGAAAUUAGUCUGUUGUUUUCACUACAAGCUUAAGCCCAACUUUGUGUUAUUUAUUCUAGAUCUCUUCCUUUUUUAUAACUCCCAGUUUUAAAGUCUGACAUCAACAUAAUUAUACUCAAACAAUGUGUAUUUGAACAAAAAAUCAAUGAUGAAAAA